Molecule: messenger RNA, 1227 nt
Organism: Acanthoscelides obtectus
Lineage: Eukaryota; Metazoa; Arthropoda; Insecta; Coleoptera; Chrysomelidae
Source: the annotation of a GenBank genome assembly
GGUGGUGUAGGAAGUAAAAGUAAAUAUCAGAACUGCAUCAUGAUCAAAACGAAAUCUACAAACCAUGCACCAUCAUAUGAUACAAGCGAAGAUAAUAGUAAAACGUCAAUCGAUUUUUAUUUAUUUUACAGAUACGCCAAUGGAUGAUCCAGUGAUGACGGUAGAUAAAGAAGUCGCCGAAGUGGGAUCUGUGGUGAGAGGGAAUUGCUCUGCCCCUGCUUCGUACCCUCCGGCUAAUGUUACCUGGUACUUGAACGGCAGAAGGAUACCAGAGCGAUCGCAAAAAUUCCUCCCCCCAAGCGAAACUCACAACGCAGUACCCAGCGUAAGUGUGCGUCGCACGCCAUUGGUUACGUUUUCGAGGCUGGAGCUAGAAGUAGAUACUGAAACCUUCCACAAUGGCAAGGCGAGGCUGUCUUGUGUCGCUAACAUAUUCCAUCUCUACAAGAGGGAAAAGGAUGUGAUCCUCGAGGAAGAAAGGCCCAGACCAAGGCCGUCGUCUGUUCUAGGGAUCAGAGAUGUCAUGGGAGGCUGUCACUCUUAACUGCAAACAGUUGACACAGCUGUCUUGUUUUGGGAAUCUCGUUUUAGGACAGCGCAGUAUUAUUGCAAGGUCAUUGAAAAUUGGCCAAUAGCACAGUGUUUGAUAAGGUAUCUCUAGGCAUAUUGGAACAAUGGUCAAACCGCUGCUCAUCAAACUUAGUAUAUUUGCCGUAGAACACUUGAAGAUACAAACCAUAAAUUUUGAAAACAGUAUUUCUUAAUAUGCAACCCUUAGAAGCUAGAAAGAAGACAUUUUAAGUGAAAGAAGAGACUGUUAUGUACCUAUAUUUGCUGUUUGAGGUUUUUUAUAUUUUAGAUAAAAUAUUACAUGACGUUUACUAGAGUAGUGAAGUGGCUCAUGAUUUUUGGUGGGGUGACAUCAUCAACAUCUGCACCGAUUACGACUCAUUAUGUCUAUGAUUUUCCCCCUGAAAGUGGUGUAAGCAAAACCUUCAAAUGUUAGUUGACAAAAUACUGUUUUUGUCUUUGGGAUGCUUUAACAAUAUGUCAAUACGAUUUUAUAUUAUACGUCUAUAAAAUUAGUAAACUUUCUAUACAUGUGGCUUUAUUUGGCCGACAGAACAUGGAUCAGCCGGCCCACCACACGAUAAGCUUCUAGUUUUCAAAAACACAUUUGACUAACACUGAAGCAGCUAUUUGUACGUAUAUGAACGCCUGUGGAUC